AUGGCUUCCAGACAACAGCUGCAGAUUUUUAUCGAGGAGGCAAUUUGUCCCAUUUGUCUAGAUUAUUUCACCGAUCCGGUUUCACUGGAGUGUGGACACAACUUCUGCCGCUCCUGUAUCACCCAGAGUUGGGAAAAGAAGACGAUAAACUCCUGCCCGGAAUGUAGGGAGAAAUUUACUGGAGGAAACUUUAGGGUAAACCGGGCCUUAGCGAACCUGGCCGAGAAAAUUCGAAAUUUAAAACUGCUGGACCUUAAAGUGAAGGAACGUGAACUUCACUGUGAGAUACAUCAGGAAGAACUGAAGCUGUUUUGUGAAACUGACAAGAAAUUGAUCUGUGUGAUUUGUAGAGAUUCGCGGCAACACAGAGAGCACCAUUUCCUACCAAUCAACGAAGCUGUAGAGAUGUACAAGGAUCAGCUGAAAUCUUCAUUUGACUCUCUCACAGAGAAGAAAUCGGCGGUUCUCCUAAAGGAACUGAAUCAGAAACAGAAGAUUUCCGAAGUGAGGGAACAGGCGAGUAGUCUACAGGCCCACACCGCAUCCGAGUUCACUAAAAUGCAUCAGAUUCUCACUGAGAAAGAGCAGAGUUUACUCAGAGAUCUCAGGGAAGAAGAGAAGUGGAUUCUAGAGACAAUGGAGAAAAACCUUCGAGAGAUUCAGGAUAAUUUAACUUCCAUUGAGAAGAAACUCUCAAAGUUGCAGAAACAGAUGGAGCAAAAUGACGAGCUGAUAUUUCUGGAGGAUAAAGCUAUUCAGAAGAGAAGGAUUAGUGAUGCACAUCGGUUACUUUCAAUAGCCCUGCCUGUCGGAAAGUUCAACGGCCCGUUGCAGUACAUGAUCUGGAGAGGCAUGAUCGAUGCCAUUGUCCCAGCUCCAGACCCUCUGACCCUGGAUCCGAGCACAGCGAAUCCUCGCCUCAUCCUGUCUGAGGACCGGACCAGUGUGAGACUCGGAGACGAAAUUCUGCCGCUCCCUGAAUCCCCGGAAAGAUUUGAUACAUGGCUGUGUGUGCUGGGAUCAGAGGGAUUCACAUCAGGGAGACAUUACUGGGAGGUGGAGGUGGGAACCAAGACCGAAUGGAUUUUAGGGGCGUCCCGAGAGUCUGUCACCAGGAAAGGGAUUAUAGUUCCGAGGCCUCAACUUGGUUAUUGGAUUUUGUGGCUCAAUCCUGGAAGAGGUUAUUUUGCCGUCACAUCUCCCUUAUUGACUCCCCUCAUUUUGAGUGUGAAUCCCCGGAAGAUCGGGGUUUUCCUGGACUAUGAGGGUGGUCAGGUGCCAUAUUACAAUGCGGACACCAUGUCCCAUCUCCACACUUUCACCCACACUUUCACUGAGAGAAUAUUUCCCAUCUUCAGUCCUGGCUGGAACGAGGACGGGAGUAACUCCACCCCGCUGACUAUCUGCCGGACUAAAGGUCACUGA
Messenger RNA from Stegostoma tigrinum, 1425 nucleotides. RefSeq names its product zinc-binding protein A33-like. NCBI's taxonomy places the organism in Eukaryota, Metazoa, Chordata, Chondrichthyes, Orectolobiformes, Stegostomatidae. Gene Ontology annotation, molecular function: protein binding; zinc ion binding. The record is from RefSeq and is a predicted model, not a curated record.